Messenger RNA from Vombatus ursinus (common wombat), 1632 nucleotides. It is a transcript of the gene BEND4, whose product is annotated as BEN domain containing 4. Bases 1 to 1632 code for a protein of 543 amino acids. NCBI's taxonomy places the organism in Eukaryota, Metazoa, Chordata, Mammalia, Diprotodontia, Vombatidae. Gene Ontology annotation, molecular function: DNA binding. The record is from RefSeq and is a predicted model, not a curated record. The transcript has 5 exons.
AUGGAGGAGGAGAUGCAGCCAGCAGAGGAGGGGCCCAGCCUCCCCAAAAUCUACAAGCAGCGGAGCCCUUACAGCGUCCUCAAGACCUUCCCCAGUAAGAGGCCAGCCUUGACCAAGCGGUACGAGAGACCCACCAUGGUGGAAAUCCCUCCGGUCAGGGCAGCUGCAGGAGGGCAGCAGCCCCACUUUCAGCAUCCUCCUGCCUCCAUCAGCAGCAGCGAGCAGCAUCCUCAGUACCAGGCGCAGAGCUCCUAUCCGAACGGGCCCGGCCGAGCCGCCGCCGCCGCCUCCUCUUCCUCCCCCUCCUGCACCCCAGUCGUGUCCCAGGGCCACCUGAGGACUCCAGUUCCUCCGCCUGCUCCCCUUGCUUCCUCUUCCGCAGCGGCCGCGGCCGCAGCGGCCGGGGUCCCCAGGUACGGAGCCAGCCAGGCGGCGGCCGCGGGCAGCAGCAGUAGCAGCAGCAGCAGCAGCAGCGAGGGAAGCAGCAACGGCGCCGGCGGCAGCCUGGAGCUCAGCGCAGAGAGCCGUAUGAUCCUGGAUGCCUUUGCCCAGCAGUGCAGUCGGGUUCUUAGCCUUUUAAACUGUGGAGGAAAACUUUUGGACUCCAGCCAUUCUCAAUCCAUGAUUUCUUGUGUAAAGCAGGAAGGUUCGAGUUAUAGUGAAAGACAAGAACAGUGUCAGAUUGGAAAAAUUGUCCAUAGUCAGACAUCAGACAAUUUAGACAUUGAGAUGCAAUAUAUGCAAAAGAAACAGCAAACCUCUGCCUUCUUGAGGGUUUUUACAGAUUCCCUACAAAAUUAUCUGCUUUCUGGGAGCUUUCCAUCUCAGAACACAUCAUCCGUAAAUGAUUACAGCCAUCUGGCAGAUGUGGACCCUCUUUCAACCUCCCCAGUUCAUACUUUAGGUGGAUGGACCUCCCCAGCCACUUCUGAAUCUCAUGGCCAUCCAUCAUCUUCUACACUCCCAGAAGAGGAAGAAGAGGAAGAAGGGUACUGCCCUCGGUGCCAAGAGCUGGAACAGGAAGUCAUUUCACUACAACAAGAAAAUGAGGAACUCAGAAGAAAACUGGAGAGCAUCCCAGUACCCUGCCAGACGGUCUUAGAUUAUUUGAAAACUGUCCUUCAGCACCAUAACCAGCUCAUGCUACCACAGCCAGCAGAUCAGCCCACAGAGGGAAGCAAGCAGCUGUUGAACAACUAUCCUGUCUACAUCACUAGUAAACAGUGGGAUGAGGCGGUAAAUUCUUCCAAGAAAGAUGGGAGGCGGCUACUUCGAUACCUCAUCAGAUUUGUUUUUACAACCGAUGAGCUUAAGUACUCAUGCGGCCUUGGAAAAAGGAAAAGGUCAGUGCAGUCAGGAGAGACAGGUCCUGAAAGACGUCCUCUGGAUCCAGUUAAAGUAACAUGUCUCAGAGAGUUCAUUAGAAUGCAUUGUACUUCCAACCCGGAUUGGUGGAUGCCAUCAGAGGAGCAAAUAAAUAAAGUAUUCAGUGACGCAGUUGGCCAUGCCCGGCAAGGACGAGCUGUGGGGACUUUCCUACAUAAUGGCAGCUCAUAUUAUGAAGGGAUUGAGCAUCAGCUUUCACAGGAUGAAGUCCUCAAUAAAGGUUCACAGGAUUCAGCUGGAGAUUGA